Molecule: messenger RNA, 1037 nt
Organism: Halteromyces radiatus
Lineage: Eukaryota; Fungi; Mucoromycota; Mucoromycetes; Mucorales; Cunninghamellaceae
Product: SGF29 tudor-like domain-containing protein
Exons: 9
Coding region: 102-923 (273 amino acids)
Cellular component (GO): SAGA complex
Source: RefSeq, a predicted model, not a curated record
UUUUUUUUCUUUUUCUUCUUUUUUUUUUUUUAAUCACCCUAAAACUUUACUUUAUUUUUACGGACCAUUCCUUUGAACAUUUACUCUCCUUAUUUUGUUAUAUGGAUCGGAAAUCACGUACUUCACGUUCGGCUACUUUGGAAAAUUCAAAUGAAGAACUUAAUCUUUGGAAACAAAUAUGCAGCUCUUUGGUAGAAUUAGAACAUAUUCAACAGAAAACAGAAACAGUAGUUAAGAAUCUCAAUGAUAUGCGUUCAUCAUUACAGCCAGAUCAAGAUAUUACACCAACUCUUCUACAUAGAUUAAAAGAUCAUUAUCGUGGAGGGAUAGAAUUAUCUUCCGAUGAAGUCAAAAUUAUUACUGAUGUUAUUGAGAAGUUGACAGUUUUGACAGCAUUACGAGAAGCAUCAGAAACACGAGCCGAACAGAAAAGAAAAAAAAGGAAAUCUGAAGUAGAAGAAUUGAAAUCAGUCUCUCCCAAGAAAGCAAAGGGUAGCAGCGAUAUAUAUUCUCCUGGUACAUCAGUAGCAGCAAGACAACCUAAACAAAAGGAUAAGAAUGAAGAAUGGAUAUUGGCUAUCGUUUUAAGUUUUCAUGCAGAUAAAAACAAAUACCAAGUAGAAGAUGUUGAACAGGAUGAAUAUGGACAAAAACAGAAAUAUAUGUUACCACCAAGAAGUGUCAUUGCUGUACCUGAAAAUGGAGACAUCAAAUCCAUUCCUGAAAUUAGCCCUGGUGAAGACGUCCUGGCUCUAUAUCCUGGUACUACCUGCUUUUAUCGUGCUGUCGUCGCUCAUCCUCCAUCUAGUAAGGAUAAUAAUAGUGGACCAUCUAAUUACAAGGUACGAUUUGAAGAUGACAACAAUGAAAUCAAAACCGUCCGAAAAGAACAUGUACUCCAAAUACCAAAAGGAAAACCUUAGAUAGCAUUUUCUCUCCCCUUUUCGUUACAUCUACUCUACUUACUUACUAUUUACUUUACACCUUAUUUCAUAAUGAAUUUUUCCCACAAUAAAAAAAGAAAAUUUUUUAUCCUC